GUAUAAAAGAUCAAAUGAGAUUUACAAUUUGAUGCAUUUGAAAAAUGAGAAAGUGUCCGACGUGAGAAUGGUAUCGAAGAACUCGUUGGUUUGAUGUUUGGUAUGUGAAGGACGAAACGAAAGGAGGUUGCGUUUGAGUUGAGCUUGUUUGACCAAAACAGCAAUAGCAAUGGCAAGAGCAAGGACAUAAAUCAAAACAAAAGCAACAUAAAACUACUCAAAAACUGCGAUUCCUAGUUGCAAAUUUCAAUAAGCAGCAUCCAGCACAAAGAGAAGAGGAUGGGUAUCGACAAUAUCAUCACCGCCUCUUUUGCUUCUGUGUUCCAGAUAAUUUUACUCUCUUCCUCUUUGCUUCUUACCGUAGCCCUACAGUCUACUUAUGGUUAUGGGGCUAUGCACUCUGAGGAAUACUGCGCAAUGUAUGAUAUAUGCGGUGAAAGUAGCGAUGGCAAAGUUCUGAAUUGCCCCUAUGGUUCCCCUUCUGUAAAACCUGAUGAUCUGCUGUCUGCCAAAAUUCAAAGCUUGUGUCCCACCAUCACCGGAAAUGUUUGCUGUACGGAGCAACAGUUUGACACACUAAGAGUUCAGGUUCAACAGGCUGUACCAAUUCUAGUGGGCUGUCCAGCGUGCUUGAGGAACUUCCUUAAUCUUUUCUGUGAACUUUCGUGCUCCCCUAAUCAGAGUCUAUUCAUCAACGUCACUUCUAUUUCUGAGGUUAAUGGUAAUAAGACUGUGGAUGGCAUUGAUUUUUAUGUAACUGAAACAUUUGGAGAAGGUCUAUAUGAUUCAUGUAAGGAUGUAAAGUUUGGAACAAUGAAUACAAGGGCCAUAGAUUUUGUUGGGGCAGGAGCUAACAGCUAUAAAGAGUGGUUUGCAUUUCUUGGAGCAAAAGUGCCUCCUGGUUUUCCUGGUUCACCUUAUUCUAUAAAUUUUAAGAUAACCAUUCCUGACUCAUCCCCUAUGGAACUUAUGAAUGCAUCUGUCUAUUCAUGUAAUGACACCUCACUCGGCUGCUCUUGUGGUGAUUGUCCUUCGUCUCCUGUUUGCUCUCAUCCAGAACCUUCUCCUCCCAGAAAGGAUCCCUGCUCAAUUAGAAUUGGGUCUCUGAAGGUCAGAUGUGUGGAAUUGUCAAUGGCUGUCUUGUAUGUUGUAUUAAUUUUCAUGUUCUUUGGAUGGGUAUUGCUGCAAAGGAGAAGAGAAAGGAGGAGACUUGGAUAUGAUGCGGAACCUUUGUUGAAUGAUAUGAGCGACGAAGGAAGUACCUUAAUUAGCAACCAAAAGGAAGGAACACAUCCUGAAGAGGUGCAAUUUUCUUUUGUUCAAGGAUGCUUAUCCAGGUUUUACAGGACUUAUGGAAGAUGGAUCGCCAGAAGGCCUACAAUUGUGCUUUGUUCGUCAGUAGCAAUGGUUCUUUUGCUUUGUUUGGGGCUGCUCCGUUUUGAGGUGGAGACCCGGCCUGAGAAGUUAUGGGUAGGUCCUGGGAGUAAGGCAGCCGAAGAGAAAGAAUUCUUUGAUAGCCACCUUGCCCCAUUCUACAGAAUUGAACAGCUCAUAAUAGCGACAAUCCCUGAAUCUGAGCAUGAGAAGCCCCCGAGUAUCAUCACAGAGGAUAAUAUUGAAUUGCUUUUUGAAAUACAGCAAAAGGUAGAUGGGAUUCGUGCAAAUUAUUCUACUUCAUUGGUAACCCUAAGUGACAUAUGCUUGAAGCCUUUAGGCGAGGACUGUGCCACUCAAAGUAUUUUGCAGUAUUUUCAAAUGGAUCCUGACAAUUAUGACAACUAUGGAGGUGUUGAACAUGCUGAGUAUUGUUUUCAGCAUUACACAUCUGCAGAAACAUGCUUUAGUGCAUUUAAGGCUCCCCUUGAGCCAACUACUGCCUUGGGAGGGUUUUUUGGAGACAAUUAUUCCGAGGCUUCUGCAUUUAUUAUCACAUACCCUGUCAAUAAUGCAAUGACAAAAGUUGGAGAUGAGAAUGGGAAAGCGAUCGCAUGGGAAAAGGCUUUUAUUGAACUGGCUAAGGAGGAAUUGUUGCCAAUGGUGCAGUCUCGCAAUCUUACUUUGUCAUUUUCAACAGAAAGUUCAAUAGAGGAAGAAUUAAAGAGAGAAAGCACAGCAGAUGUCAUAACAAUACUUGUGAGCUAUAUCGUAAUGUUUGGUUAUAUAUCAGUGACAUUGGGAGACACUCCAUCUCAUCAAUCUUCUUUCUACCUCUCAUCCAAGGUAUUGCUUGGCCUUUCGGGGGUUUUGCUUGUUGUGCUUUCUGUCCUUGGAUCCGUUGGAUUUUUCAGUUUGAUUGGAGUGAAAUCUACAUUAAUCAUCAUGGAAGUCAUACCUUUUCUUGUUUUAGCUGUUGGUGUAGAUAACAUGUGUAUAAUUGUAGAUGCUGUCAAACGGCAACCCUCAGACUUACCUAUAGAAGAACAAAUAAGUAAUGCAAUGGGGGCAGUUGGACCAUCGAUAACAUUGGCCAGCUUAUCAGAGAUUCUAGCAUUUGCCGUAGGAUCGUUCAUUUCUAUGCCAGCAUGCCGUGUUUUCUCAAUGAUUGCAGCUUUGGCGGUUCUACUGGAUUUCCUUCUACAGAUUACUGCUUUUGUAGCUUUGGUUACAUUAGACUUUUUGAGAGCCAAGGAUAGCAGGAUUGAUUGCUUCCCAUGCAUAAAGGUGAAUUCAUCCUCUGCGGAGGAGAGUGAAGGCAUUAGGGAGGAAAGAGGUGGAUUGCUUACACGAUAUAUGAAGGAGGUUCAUGCACCAUUUCUUGGACUAUGGGGAGUUAAAAUCUUGGUCAUUGCUGUAUUUAUUGCGUUCACCUUAGCAAGCAUUGCUCUAUGCACAAGGAUUGAACCUGGUCUUGAGCAACAGAUUGCUCUUCCACGGGAUUCCUACCUUCAGGGGUAUUUCAGUAACAUUUCCGAGUACCUCAGAGUUGGACCACCACUAUAUUUUGUUGUUAAGGAUUAUAACUACAGUUUGGAAUCAAAACAUACAAAUCAGCUAUGCUCCAUUAGCCAAUGUGAUUCAAAUUCUCUGUUGAAUGAGAUAUCUAGGGCAUCAUUGGUGCCAAAAUCAAGCUACAUUGCCAAACCAGCUGCCUCAUGGCUUGAUGAUUUCCUUGUAUGGAUAUCACCUGAAGCUUUUAGUUGUUGUCGAAAAUUCGUAAAUGGCUCUUAUUGUCCACCUGAUGAUCAGCCACCUUGCUGUUUCCCAGAUGAAGGACCAUGUGGGUUGGGUGGAGUGUGCAAAGACUGUACAACUUGUUUCCGCCACUCGGAUUUGGUUAAUGAUCGUCCAACUACAGCACAGUUUAGAGAGAAGCUUCCCUGGUUUCUUGAUGCACUGCCAUCAGCUGAUUGUGCAAAGGGUGGUCAUGGUGCUUACACCAACAGCGUAGAUCUGAAUGGCUUCCAGAGUGGUGUCAUCCAAGCUUCUGAGUUUCGUACGUAUCACACACCUGUUAAUAGACAAGGUGACUAUGUGAAUGCGCUUCGAGCUGCAAGGGAUUUUUGCUCAAGAAUUUCUGCUUCUUUGAAGAUGGAUAUAUUUCCAUACUCUGUGUUUUAUAUCUUCUUUGAACAAUACCUAGACAUAUGGAAGAUAGCGCUGAUCAACCUUGCUGUAGCACUAGGUGCUGUUUUUGUGGUUUGUCUGAUCAUUACAUCCAGCCUGUGGAGUUCAGCAAUCAUAUUGCUUGUUCUGGUCAUGAUAGUCUUGGACAUCAUGGGUGUAAUGGCAAUUCUUGGUAUUCAACUAAAUGCGGUUUCUGUUGUUAACCUUGUUAUGUCAAUAGGGAUUGCAGUUGAGUUCUGUGUGCAUAUAGCACAUGCAUUCAUGGUAAGCACGGGGGAUAGGAGCCAAAGAGCAAAGAUAGCAUUGUGUACCAUGGGGGCCUCUGUUUUCAGUGGAAUAACACUCACUAAAUUAGUUGGAGUUCUUGUCCUUUGCUUUGCAACGUCAGAAAUAUUUGUGGUUUACUACUUCCAGAUGUAUUUAGCCUUGGUUAUUAUUGGCUUUUUGCAUGGUCUCGUGUUUCUACCAGUGCUGUUGAGCUUAUUUGGUCCUCCAUCCAGAUAUUCAGUCGUGAAGGGGCAGCCAGAAGACGCCUCAUCCUCAUCAUAAGUCAUAACAACCUCCACAAGGAUGAAGUUAGAUAUAACCUUAGUUUACUUCAGGCUCGGCACAUAUUUUAACCAACAACAAAAAGAAAAAAAACUCGUUUACAAGACGCUAUUAUCUUUUUCUUUUAGAUUGUAGUUGUACUAUAUAUUUGAACGUGGUCUUGGAGCAACUUUACGCCGAAGUCAUUUUCUGGAAAUUUAUGCCCGGUUAGGUUAUCACAGUUUGAACGUGGAUACAACCCCAAUACCCAUUUGGUAAUAUACGCAAUGUGAGAUGUGUCUUAAUUUAAAGGGAACACCGAAGGAGACCCAAUUAAUGCAAAUUCUGGGCAAAACAUUCUCGAAAGGAAGUCUUAAAAUUUUUUAAAGAGGAAUGAUGCAUGCACUUAUUAUUUUCUUUACGUCAAGUUGAUUCGCUCGUUUUUAUUAUGAGAUGUAAGGUAUUUCAUCUCAUAAAAUAUUGAGAAAAUUCGUUAUAACUAUUAAGAGAUGAGCAAUUAGUGCAACCCCAUUGAGGGAGUUUCUGAA
Molecule: messenger RNA, 4640 nt
Organism: Arachis ipaensis
Lineage: Eukaryota; Viridiplantae; Streptophyta; Magnoliopsida; Fabales; Fabaceae
Product: Patched family protein
Biological process (GO): sterol transport
Cellular component (GO): membrane
Molecular function (GO): sterol binding; lipid carrier activity
Source: RefSeq, a predicted model, not a curated record